AUGAUGAGCUCGGUGGCCAAGCUGAGCAAGGUCGCUCAGGUCCUUAAGUUCCGCCCUCGGGAAGGGAAAGCCCCUUGGGACCAGGCCAAAGACACUCUCGUCCACUAUGACUAUAUCGUCCUCGGCGGUGGUUCCGCGGGUUCGGUGGUGGCGAGUCGACUGGCGGAGGAUCCCGCCGUGAACGUCCUUGUCCUCGAAGCCGGAUACUCGGAUGAAGUACUUGCCUCUCGUGCUCCUGGACUCUACAGCACCAUCUUCCAGACUGACGCAGACUGGAACUACGAGACCGUCCCUCAGACCCACGCUGGGAACCGGACCAUGAUGCAACCACGCGCUGCAUCAGAUUACGACGAAUGGGAAGCCUUAGGGAACCCAGGCUGGUCUUUCAAGGAAUGUCUGCCCUAUUUUAAAAAGUCAGAAGGAUUCAAUGACCCCAAUUUACCAACCGACCAUCCUCGCGGCCCGCUCACCAACCGUGUUCGUUACCCCGAGCUGGAAACCUUUGAUCCCCACGCACAUGGAACAGAAGGACCUUGGCAAGUGACCUUCCACUACCUGUUCCAUCUCUCGAACCGCUUUGUUGCUGCCAGUCAAGCCGAAGGUAUCCCGUUCAACAAGGAUUUCAAUGGUGAAUCGACACUGGGCGUCAACAGGAUUCAGACGUUUAUUCAACGGGAUGGUGUUCGCAGUUCGUUGUCGAGGGCGUUUUUGAGGUCAGAAGAUGUUGUUCCUGGGGGCAAGAAUGGUCGUGGUCGAGUGCGGGUUGUAUUUGGCGCUGAUGCGAAACGGAUCCUGUUCCAGUGCAAGCGAGGGGUCAAGAUGGCGUCAGGAAUUGAGUUUCUUGACCACAACAACGUCCGAAGAAGAGUCAUGGCUACCCGAGAAGUCCUUCUCUGUGGUGGCGCCUUUGGAUCGCCUCAGCUCCUCUUGGCCUCUGGUGUCGGACCCUCUCCUCAACCCUCCAUCCCUCAUUUCCACACCCUAGCCGGUGUGGGUGCCAACCUGCAGGACCACCUCGGACUCAGUGUUACCUUCCGCGCUCGAGAUCGCUGUCAGACAUUGAACCAGGAAUACGGAGCAUACAAUGCCAUGAAAUCACUCUUCAACUUUGUCGCGAGUGGUACGGGUCCCUUGACGACACAGAUCGGAGAGGGUGUCAUUUUUGUUCGACUGGAGGAUAUUGCACCUGAGUGGGUGGCGCAGGAGAAGGCCAACGGCACAUACCAAGAGCGAGCGAGUGGACCUGGGUCACCUCAUCUUGAGGUCAUCCUCUUGCCGGGCUAUGUCCGUCGUCACGGAACCAUUCUGGCGCCUGACUUCAAGAGCUACUUUACGGUGACCGCCUUGCUGAUGAACCCGGGCUCCUCCGGAACCUUCAAAAUUGCUUCCAAGCCUGGUAAGAAAGGUGGUGUGGAUGUGAAGGGGGUGGUGGAUCCCAACUAUCUGGCAGAAUCGUUUGAUGCGAGAGUGUUGGUUCAGGGAGUCAAGUUUAUUCGCCGAAUCGUGCGUCGAUUGAACAACGAUCCUGAUGUAGGCGGCCGAGAGGUGUUCCCGGGCGAAGCAGCUAUGCCAGAUCAUGACGACAAGGCUUUGGAGAAGUAUGCUCGUGAGGCAGCAGAGACAUACUACCACCCUGUCGGAACCUGUAAGAUGGGCCCGGCAUCAGACCCAAUGGCAGUCGUAAACAGUCGACUGAAUGUGCACGGAAUUGAGCGUCUUCGAGUGAUUGAUGCGAGUACGAUGCCCAAGCUGGUGGCGGCGCAUACGUGUGCCCCGACGGUGAUGAUUGCUGAGCGUGCGGCGGAUUUUAUCAAGGAGGAUUGGUCAUCUUCCUCCCGAGGUGCAACAAGAGUCCAGACUACCAUUGCCGAGGCUAGGCUCUGA
Messenger RNA from Linnemannia hyalina, 1884 nucleotides. NCBI's taxonomy places the organism in Eukaryota, Fungi, Mortierellomycota, Mortierellomycetes, Mortierellales, Mortierellaceae. The record is from the annotation of a GenBank genome assembly.